AUGGAUUUGGAAUUAGAACCUACCUUAGAAUCUUUGAUCAAACAAGAUACUUUGAAAUGGAUUUUUGUCGGUGGUAAAGGUGGUGUGGGAAAAACCACAACAUCGUCAUCAAUUGCCGUUCAAUUAGCAUUACAACAUCCAGAUUCUGAAUUUCUUUUAAUUUCAACGGAUCCAGCACAUAACUUGUCGGAUGCUUUUUGUCAGAAAUUUGGGAAAGAGGCCAGAAGAGUUGAAGGCUUAUCUAAUUUGUCUUGUAUGGAAAUAGACCCCGAAGCGGCAAUGAGCGAUUUACAACAACAAGCACAACAAUAUAACAAUGACCCAAAUGAUCCAUUAAAAAGCAUAAUGAAUGACAUGACAGGAUCAAUACCAGGUAUUGAUGAAGCUUUAUCAUUCAUGGAGGUGUUGAAACACAUUAAGAAUCAAAAAGUAAGUGAAAAUGAUAGCAAGGACAAAAUUUCAUAUAGAACCAUCAUUUUCGACACUGCUCCAACGGGACACACUUUACGUUUCUUGCAAUUGCCAUCUACUUUACAGAAAUUAUUGGGAAAAUUCCAACAAUUAUCAGGAAAGUUGGGUCCGAUGAUGAGUAUGUUGGGUGGUGGGGCUGGAGGUCAACAAGAUAUGUUUGAAAAAUUGAAUGAGGUUCAGAAAAAUGUCACCGAAGUGAAUGAACAAUUCACCAACCCAGACUUGACUACUUUUGUUUGUGUUUGUAUUUCGGAAUUUUUGUCAUUAUAUGAAACUGAAAGAAUGAUCCAAGAAUUGAUGUCAUAUAAAAUGGAUGUUAAUUCAAUCGUUGUUAACCAAUUGUUAUUUGCCGAUGACGAUGAGCACCCUUGUCAACGAUGUGUCAGUAGAUGGAAAAUGCAAAAGAAGUAUUUGGACCAAAUGGCUGAGUUGUAUGAGGAUUAUCAUUUGGUGAAAAUGCCAUUGCUUGGAACUGAAAUUAGAGGUGUUGAAAACUUGAAGAAAUUCUCCAAAUUUCUAUUAACUCCAUACGACCCUAAAAAAGAUCGUGCCCUUAUAACAGAAAUGAAAGAACAAUGA
Molecule: messenger RNA, 1050 nt
Organism: Lodderomyces orthopsilosis Co 90-125
Lineage: Eukaryota; Fungi; Ascomycota; Pichiomycetes; Serinales; Debaryomycetaceae
Product: guanine nucleotide exchange factor
Exons: 1
Coding region: 1-1050 (349 amino acids)
Biological process (GO): post-translational protein targeting to endoplasmic reticulum membrane
Cellular component (GO): GET complex
Molecular function (GO): ATP binding; ATP hydrolysis activity
Source: RefSeq, a predicted model, not a curated record